This is a messenger RNA of Ruditapes philippinarum (Manila clam), 1111 nucleotides long. RefSeq lists its product as uncharacterized. The record is from RefSeq and is a predicted model, not a curated record. Lineage: Eukaryota; Metazoa; Mollusca; Bivalvia; Venerida; Veneridae. Gene Ontology annotation, molecular function: DNA binding.
UCUUGAAUCAAAAAUGUUAAUAGUCGUGAUAAUUUUACAAUUAUAACUUUCCUAAUUAAAAGAUUAUUCUUCAUCCUGCGUUUGUGUCCCGUUGAAACGAACAGGGUUCACAUAUAACUUGAAGUUGAACCAAUUUGGAUAUGCCAGUUUUGGAUUUUGACAUGUAAAUAUUGGACAAACAAAUACAAUGGCAGUUGAACCUGGAAACAUCACACAGCAUACUUUGCCAGAGUCAGGUAUCCAAGAAAACCUAGUUAAAGAUGAAAACACAGAGAGUGAAAAGGAAGUAAACCAGUCUGUACUACCUGCAGUAAACCAGUCUGUGCCUGAAGUAAACCAGUCUGUACUGCCUGCAGGGAUUCAGCUGCCAACUAUUAAUGAGGAACUUGCUAAAAUAUUCCCAGAAUCUGCCCACAAGUUUCUUCAAAAAAAGUCCUCUGGCAAGAGAGGAAGACCGAGAAAAUACCCAAUAAAACCUGAACAGAAAAUCUCAAACAGGGGGAGAGGUAGGCCAAAAAAGGUUGUUGAUGAAACUACACAAAUGUCUGCCCAACCUGCAGUAUCUAAAAAGUUAGGAAAAAGGGGCCGCCCAAGGAAACAUGUAGAAUCUGUAGCUAAUUGUCAAGAAAAGAAAAUGAAUGUUAAAGAGAGUCAUACAGAAAGCCAGCAGAAAGACCAAACUCAUGAGAGUAAUAUGGAGAGAGAGAAAUUGAGAAAGAGACCUAGAUUGUCAUAUGUUGAUACCUACAUAGAGGAUUAUGAAGAUGAAGAAAGUGAAGAUAAUGAUGAGGAAGGAGUUGAUAAGAAGCAUGAAGAAUGUAAUGAGGAGAAAAGAGCUUAUAUUAAGCGUAAAGGAAAUAACGAUGAGCAGGGAUGUGAGAUUAAGCAUGAGGAUUGUAAUGAAGAGAAGAGAGGUAAUAUUGAGCAUAAAGAAAGUAAUGAUGAACAAGAUGAAGAUAAGGUUGAAGAAGAAAGUAAUGAUGAUGUGUCAGAGGCAAGUUGUGAAACAUCUAAUUCUGAGUGUGACAGUAGUGAUGAGUCAGAAUCAGGUUUCGAGUCCGACAACCCAGCCUGUCCUCAAGGGAACAAACAAAAAAGAAGAAAAAUAAUA